AUGUUCCGCUCUGUACCCUGCAGGAGCAUCCACACUGUACCCAAGCUGAAAAACGCGAAUCUUCUUGCCGAACAGGGAAUUCGCAAUGUCUUAAGUGCCUCUGGGUUCAAGAUUGCUUGGAAUGAACAUCAGAAAAAUUUGUGCGACAAAUUGACGUUAGCAACAGCAGGGACGUCCCUGGAAGGAUAUUUGCCGUUUCAUUUGAUUUUGAACACAGCUAAGAAACCAUUUCAAACGAACAUUUUCAACCUGGCUUCUGCUGCCCAUAAUAACCAUUUGUUCGUCGAAAAUAUAGUGCCGGGGCCUGCCAGCACCUCGCCUUCGAGACUAUUCAGAACUCGCAUAGAGGAGCAAUAUAAUUGCACAUGGGAGGAGUUCAAAGACGAGAUGGUGCGUCGUGCAGAAUCAGAGGUUUUGGGUCAAGGUUGGCUCUUCUUAGUGGAAAACAGUGAAAAAGAAUUGCAUAUACUUACAGUUCAAAACAACGGGACCCCUUAUUACUUUCCGCGCAAUCAAUCAUUUGAUUUGAACUCUGCCUUGAAGCUAGAAGAAUAUUCUCAGCUUGAUGCCGUUCAAGCACUUGUGAAAAAAGGAGAUAAGAUUCAGGAUUGGACCAUGCCUCUAAUCUCAGUGAGUCUCUGGGAUCAUGCCUACCUGCACAAUUACGGCAUUAAAGGAAGGUCUGAGUACGUAAAGAACGUAUUAGACAACUUGAAUUGGUCUGUCGUUAAUAAUAGACUCUACACAGGGUUGUCGUAA
Messenger RNA from Lachancea nothofagi CBS 11611, 759 nucleotides. NCBI's taxonomy places the organism in Eukaryota, Fungi, Ascomycota, Saccharomycetes, Saccharomycetales, Saccharomycetaceae. The record is from the annotation of a GenBank genome assembly.